AUGGAAGCUGACACACCAGGGCUCGGUGCCGAGCCGUCGCAGAAAAACAUCAGCAAAUCCCCCGACGAUCAGGUUCAGGAUGCCUUGGAGUCCAUCCUGUCCAAGAAAAAUCUGGUCCGAGACCAGUUCUUGGCAAGCAAGAUGAACCCACAGAUGUACAUCCCCAUCGCCGUGUUGCUUGUGCACCAUCGUUUACAAGCUCUGGGUGCGACUCAUGACCAGGUGGCAGCUGCAGCUGCAAAGUCCAAGCGCCUGGGUGUGGACGACCAGAGAACCAUGGUGCGGCCUGUGCUCAAGUCCAAGCGAAAUGUUGUCAUCCUCCGUGAUCUUCCAGAGGGGACAACGGAGGAGGAGAUCAUGCAGCUUCUAGCAUCUGGGCCGUAUGCCGAAAACGUUGUUAGUGUCAAACCCGAGGUGAACAACACCUGGUUUGUGAAAUUCAACGUGGACGACGGUGCCCAAGACGUAGUUCUCUGGCUUCGUUCACAGUCCUUCAAGGGGAAGCCGCUGAAUGCUGCAAUCAAGUCAGAGCACUUUCUCCGCAGCUUCUUCCCGGUGAACGCAAACUUGGGCUUCGUGCCGCCAGGGCUCCACUGGCUCGUGCUCGUUUCCCCAUCCCGGACCCCAUCCAAGACCAAGAUCUCCGAUAGUUUGACCUGCAAGCCCACUGUUCCGAUUGCAGACGUUCUUGCCUCUUAG
Messenger RNA from Symbiodinium sp. CCMP2592, 699 nucleotides. NCBI's taxonomy places the organism in Eukaryota, Dinophyceae, Suessiales, Symbiodiniaceae. The record is from the annotation of a GenBank genome assembly.